This is a messenger RNA of Momordica charantia (bitter melon), 1284 nucleotides long. Its product is annotated as F-box/LRR-repeat protein At3g26922-like. Gene Ontology annotation, molecular function: protein binding. NCBI's taxonomy places the organism in Eukaryota, Viridiplantae, Streptophyta, Magnoliopsida, Cucurbitales, Cucurbitaceae. The record is from RefSeq and is a predicted model, not a curated record.
AUGGGUGUCGAAUGGUGGGUCUUUUCAUGUGCAAUCGAGACGGUCCCUUCCUCUUAUAGUCGUGUGAGUAUUCUUUGUACACCAACUGGUUCUUGGGAUAAGGAUAAAAUUUCCGCUCAUGUUGAUAACGAGGAUGCUAUGUUCAUAUUGGCUGUUCCUCCUACUAUAAAUUCAGUCCAUCGACACAUAUGGAGUAGUGGGAUUCGGGGAGUUUAUUCUGUCAAGAGCGGCUAUCGCUACAGUAAAAGAAUUUCUGCGGCUAUAUCAUAUACUCUGAAGUUUGAAACUCUUCAGUUACGAGUUCCUCAAUUCUCUGUUGGUCUUUCAAUGUCGAAAAAGAAGAAGAUUGAAGACAGAAUCAGCCUUCUCCCAGAUUGUCUUCUUUGUCACAUUCUCUCCAACAUAAACACAAAACAAGUUGUCCAAACUUGUGUUCUCUCAAAACGCUGGAAGACCCUUUGGACUAGUAUCCCCACUCUCAACUUCAAUUUCAAGUCCUACCCGUUUGAAGAGCCAAGUCUAAAUGCUUGUAGAUCGAAACAAUCAUCGUUCAAGAAUUUCAUCUUCAGAAUUCUAUCCGAACGCUGUCGCACCAAAAUUCAAAAAUUGAGCUACACUUCCUCAGGAAAUGAAGAUGAAGUGGUUUUGGUUGAAUUAUUGAUAUGUUUUGCACGACGCCACAAUGUUCGGGAACUUUACCUAGACACUUAUUACAUUAGUGUUUAUGACUGGAAAUAUUGUUUGUCGGCGUGUUCAUCACUGACUGUGCUGAAGAUGGUGUGUGGGUUUGUGGCUGACUGGGGAGUCUUGACUUUACCAUCGUUGAGAAUUUUAGAGAUCGGGGAAGAUUGUGAGGAUGAUGCAGAUUACAAAGGAAUUAGAAUGUUCUCGGGCUGUCCAAACUUAAAAUCUUUGGUUUUAAUCAAUUAUCUUUUUGAGAGCGCCACCAUUUGUGCUCCAAAACUUGAGAAUUUGGUACUAUGUUCCGGAAAUGAAUUAGUUUUUUCAGAAGUUGAACUAACGUGUACAUCAAGUCUCAGAAAUGUCACGUUUAGCAAUAUGUUACCUACUGUGAAUUCUGCUUUAGAAUUCUCGUGCAUACAAAAAGUAAAUAUAGAAGUUCAUAACUAUCAAUUCUCAAGCGGUAACGGUUAUUUCUGUCAAAAUAAAAUAGCAGCUUUCUCCGAGUUGUUCAGAGUUUUUCAUAAUGCAAGGUCUUUCAUAUUGCCUUUGACGCCAACACAACAGGACGACGACUAUGAUAGGACUGUUAAGGAUUUUUGA